AUGCCUGCUUUCGAUCCAGUUCGCGAUGCGGUCCUCAAUUCCCCGGUUGACCAACAUCCACCACAAACCACGUAUUCACCAAUAGCGUCACCGUCAUUGACACGACGAGCAACCGACCUCUCGGUUCUCCUCAACUCAUCUGAGCCGCCCAUUCCAGCGAGGUCGACGACCGCAACAUCGUCAGCGUCAUCCUCUUCGUCAUUGUCGAACAUUCUGAGCAACCAAGCCGAGGACAAGCUCACUACCUCGGAGCCGUUGAUUCGCAGAUACACAAGUUCUUCAUCAAGAUCUACUCAAGUUGCCUACCCCAGUCCAGCUACCCAAGGAUCGUCUUCUCCCACUAGAUUCCACCACAAUUACCAGGAUAUGCAGCAACCAGCGAGGGGACCACAUCCACCAACACCUACGUCGGCAGGGGCACAUGCGUCGUCCCGGCCAUCUAGUUCAUCCUCGUCUACAGCUCCGUCGGCGUCGAGGCUGGGAGGUUCUGUGGGCAACGGGGUACGCCAGACUUCUUCACCUUCAAUGAGACCACCGCCUACGCCUCCACCACCAACCAGUGCUAAGGAUGCGACGAACCCGAAGUCGGCUACGCCAGCGGGUGCGCCAAUAAAGACCAGCAGCAUACCCUACCGGCCAACGAAACGCAUUACGCCUGCGCAGUCUGUUCUCAUCCCGCUAUCUCAGCAGGAAAUGGAGAUGUUCAGGAAUUACCGAGGACAAGGCGCUCAGAGACUCGCUAUGAAGAGGAAGAGGAGUGGCUCGGAGGACGAUGCGGAUGCGCGACCGGCAAAGAGACCUGCGGGUGACGUUGACGUCGUGGUUGAGCACUAUAAUUCUCGGCCGGAUGUUGGCGUUGUUCAGCGGCAGGACUCGCCUAUUAUCGGUCUCAAGAACUUUAACAACUGGGUCAAGUCGGUGCUCAUCACGCGAUAUGCUCACCCGGCACUGCAGAAAAGUGUUGUUGCAGGGUAUAGUGGGAGGGGCGGGCGAGGGAAGGUGUUGGAUAUGGGCUGCGGGAAGGGUGGGGACAUGACAAAAUGGAGCAAAGCUCAAGUACGAGAAUUGUUCUGCGUCGAUAUUGCGGCGGUCUCUGUCGAACAAGCUCGAGCAAGAUACGAAAGCAUGCGGAAUUCCCGCUUCGAAGCUUUGUUCGCUGCGCUGGAUUGCUAUACCGAGCCACUUCACAAAGCCUUCCCAACCGCGAGGUUGGCACCCCCUUUCGACGUUGUAUCGAUGCAGUUCUGUAUGCACUAUGCAUUUGAGACAGUUCAAAAAGCCCGAUGUAUGUUGGAGAACGUGAGUCGAUACUUGCGCUCGGGAGGAGUUUUCAUCGGGACAAUACCCAACUCGGAUUUGCUAUACGCGCAUCUGGAUGCCAUUCCACCAGACGCUGAAGAGCUCUCCUUCGGCAACUCGGUGUAUAAAAUCAGAUUUGAACAGCGGGACUCUAGGCCGACGUUCGGUCACAAAUAUUGGUUCUUCCUGCAAGAUGCGGUAGAGAACGUCCCAGAGUAUGUCGUACCGUGGGACGACUUCGUUGAGCUGGCUGCAGAGUACGAUUUGUACCCGACAUGCAAGGAAGAGUUUCACCAAGUGUUCGCUCAGAACCAAGACAUCCCGGAAUUCAAAAACCUCAUGGUCCGCAUGAAGGUCGUGGAUGCAAAUGGCGAAAGCUCGAUGGAUGAAGAUCAGUGGGAGGCUGCAAAUAUUUACAUCGCAUUCGCCUUUGAAAAACGAUGA
Messenger RNA from Coprinopsis cinerea okayama7#130, 1743 nucleotides. RefSeq names its product mRNA capping methyltransferase. The transcript is spliced from 6 exons. Gene Ontology annotation, biological process: 7-methylguanosine mRNA capping. The coding region runs from base 1 to 1743 and encodes 580 amino acids. The record is from RefSeq and is a predicted model, not a curated record. Gene Ontology annotation, cellular component: nucleus. Gene Ontology annotation, molecular function: mRNA 5'-cap (guanine-N7-)-methyltransferase activity. NCBI's taxonomy places the organism in Eukaryota, Fungi, Basidiomycota, Agaricomycetes, Agaricales, Psathyrellaceae.